This is a messenger RNA of Protopterus annectens (West African lungfish), 9048 nucleotides long. RefSeq names its product thyroglobulin (gene TG). Lineage: Eukaryota; Metazoa; Chordata; Ceratodontiformes; Protopteridae. The transcript has 49 exons. Bases 3 to 8543 code for a protein of 2846 amino acids. The record is from RefSeq and is a predicted model, not a curated record.
CCAUGCACCUACAGGGACUGCUUCUCAUCCUGUUGUAUGUCAGGAAUAUAGCAGAUGCACAAAUUUCAGAGUACCAGCUGGACUCCCAACCACUGACUCCAUGUGAACUGAAAAGAGAAGAUGCUGCCCGGACAGGACAAAAUUAUAUUCCACAGUGCUCAGAGGAUGGCAAGUACAGGACACUACAGUGCAGUAGAAAUGGCAGUUCUUGUUGGUGUGUAGAUGCCAAUGGUAAUGAAGUACCGACGAGUAAACAGAAUAACUCUGUUAUUCCCUGCUUAUCCUUUUGCCAACUCCAAAGGCAACAACUGUUGGUCAGUGGCUAUGUGAAUAGUACUAGCACUUCCUACAUCCCACAAUGCACUGAUUCUGGAGAUUAUGAAACAGUACAGUGUGAAACUGUUCAGGGACAGUGCUGGUGUGUGGACUCUGAUGGAAUGGAAAUUUAUGGAACUCGACAGGCUGGCAAGCCAACAAGUUGCCCAGGAAGCUGUGAAGUCAGGGAUCGUAGCACACUGCAUGGUUUUGGAACAAGGUCUCCACCUCGGUGUUCCAAAGAGGGAGAGUUCAUGCCAGUUCAGUGCAAGUUUGUCAACACUACUGACAUGAUGGUCUUAAAUGUUGUAGACAACUUUAACAGAUUUCCUGAUGCUUUUCAAACAUUCAGUUCUUUUAGGAAAAUAUUUCCCGAGGUAUCUGGUUACUGCUACUGCACUGAUAGUUUGGGGAGAGAGCUAGCAGAGACAGGACUUGAACUUAUUUUAGAUGAAGUAUAUGAUACAGCAUUUGCUGGGCUGGAAUCAGGAUUUUCAUUCACUGAAAGUAUUCUAUAUCGUAUUCUGAGCAGAAGAUUUCUUGCAAUACAACUGCUCAUUACUGGCAGAUUCCGAUGCCCAACUAAAUGUGAACAGGAGAGAUUUGCAGCUAACCAAUACAGAAAUGUGUUUAAACCAACAUGUGAUGAAAAUGGGAACUACAAACCAGUUCAGUGUCAAUUAGGAGGCCAAUGCUGGUGUGUGGAUGCCAGUGGAAAGGAAAUCUUUGGAACAAGAAUAAAAGAAGGGUUACCAGACUGUGGUAAAGACAAGAACUGUGCUGUGGAAAGAAAGCAAGCCCUCUCAAGACUGUUUCAUGGUCCUGUUGGCCCCUUCAAUCAGGAAAAUCUGUUCUUUACAAGUAAUGCUGGUACAGCAGACUUCUUAAAUCGUUGUAGUACUGUUUUCAAGGAGCUGUUUGUAAACUCUGGAUUGUUAAUUUCUCUAACAGAAGAUUCUAGCAUGGUUCCUGUCUUGGAAGAAAUUCUUGGAGAGGCAGUAGAAGGACUUUUCCCUUCAAAACACUUAUCUCUGACUGCUCUUCAAUUUACUACAAAUGCAAAGAGAUUUCAAGAAAACCUUUUUGGUGGAAAAUUCUUGAAGAACAUUGGUAACUUUAACUUCACUGGUGCUAUUGGUUCAAGAGGAACAUUUAAUUUUAGCAGAUUUUUUCAACAAAUUGGAUUAACAGGAAUGUACAGUGGAGGAAAUUUUGUAGAACUUGCAAAGCUGUUUUCUUCUGAGGAUGACUCCUACCUUUCCAAAGGAAUAUCUGGUUUCUCGAGGGACAGUUUCAACUUGAAUCAGACUAUUAAAGCCAUCUUUGGCAAAGACAUCAACUUGCACAAUAAUCAGAGAGUAGUCAAGUCAGUGUCUUCCCUCCUGGAGAAUAACCAGUUCCUUUUUACAUUACAUGAAAUUAUUUCGCAUUAUGGAACAGAUGAUUUUUCAGAAAUUGGGGAUAUAGUAACAGUGAUUUUACAGAGUGGUGGCUGCAGUGAAGCUCUUACGCCUUUUUUUAUUCCAAAAUGCACUGAAGAUGGGGACUAUGCAGAGAUACAAUGUGCUGCAUCUGAAUGUUGGUGUGUAGAUAAACGAGGGAAGGAAAUUAUAAGAUCAAGAGUCCAGCACAGACAGCCACGGUGCCCAUCCAAGUGCGAAAAAGAGCGAGAGAAGUCCCAGAGCAUGAAAGCAAGUCUGCCUGCUGGAUCUGGGAUGUUUAUUCCCUCUUGUUUGCCAGAUGGUAAUUUUAGGCCUGUCCAGUGUGUUGGCAAGUCCUGUUUUUGCAUGGAUCUGGAAGGCCAAGAAAUUCCUGGAACAAGGAAGGCAGCUGGAGAAAUCAUGAUGUGUCCAAGUGAUUGCCAGUUAAGAGCAGCUCAGACAUUUAUGACAGCCCUACAGAUGCUUCUGUCAGAUCCUAGCUCCAUAUCCCAAGUAUCUGAUGUUUACAUCCCACAGUGUGCUACAGAUGGAACAUGGAAACCAGUGCAGUGUGAUGGCCCUACAGAACAAGCUUUUGAAUGGUAUGAAAGAUGGGUCAAAGUAAAUAAUGGAGGCAUGCAAUUGCCUUUAUCCGAGAUCCUUACAGAGCUAUGGAAGCACCGGAUUCCACCCCUGAAGACUUUUAAAGAAUUUGUUGAAGAAUUAUUUAUUGCUCAACACCAGAAUAUAUUUCCAGUAUUCACUAACUAUCCAUCCUUUGAAGCGGUUCCUCCUGAAGUUCUAGAAAGCAGUGAGACAGCUGAGUUACAACGUAAUAUUUUACUAAAUCCUUAUGUCUUCUGGCAGCUUUUAGCUGGAAACAUAUCUCAUUACCCAGGUUCUUAUUCUGACUUCAGUGUGCCUUUGGGUCACUUCGAAGUUCGGCAUUGUUGGUGCACAGAUUCUAAUGGAGAUGAAGUUCUGGGAACAAAGACUGACCUCAAUAAGAUACCAAAUUGCAUCGGUGUGUGUGAUCGUGUUAAACAUGAAGUGUUACAGUUUAUUGAAGAAGCAAAUGAAAUCAUCAAGACAACAAACAGCUCUUUUCUUCCAUUUGGAUACGGCUUUCUAAUGGCAAAUGGAAUUCAAUUCACUAACAGAGAAUUAUUCAUUAGUCUUGAGUCUUUCCAGUCAGAAACAGAUUUCUUGGAAAAACUGCUAAGCGGAACUGAUUAUGCAAUUCGAUUGGCUGCACAGUCUACACUGCAAUUUUAUCAGAGGAACCGUACUGAGCUGACGGAUUUAACAGAUGUGGUAGCACUUGGGUACAGCCCAUACAUUCCUCAGUGUGAUGGACUGGGUCGCUGGGAGACAACACAAUGCUAUGAAAGUACAGGUCACUGCUGGUGUGUGACUGAAUAUGGAUCUUACAUUCAAAAUUCUCUGGUGACUCGUUCACAGCAGUUACCAAAAUGUCACACAUCAUGCCAGAGGUCAGCAGCUAAUGCUGUCAUAGGUCAGUGGAAACAAAGUGGGUCGGUGAUGCAGACCACACCCAGCAACCUGUUUAUACCAUCUUGCUCACAGUUGGGAGAAUAUAUGGUGCUCCAGAUGUCAGAGAUGGGUACCUGGUGUGUAAACCCCUAUACAGGGGAAGUAAUUCAAUCUGCUGAUCAAGACAUCAAUGGAAGUUUUACAUGUCCAAGCUGGUGUGAGAUAUUAAGGAACAAAACAUCCUUAAAUGAAGUUGGCACGGGUUAUAUUCCUGAAUGUAGACCUGAUGAUGGAUCCUUCCUACCAGUGCAAUGUGACCAGGAACAAGAAGCCUGUUGGUGUGUCUUUGAAAAUGGUGAAAUGGUUCCAACAACCUGGGUUAAUAUCACAAAAGGAAAGAAGCCUUCAUGUGCAAAGCCCCAAUGCACACUUCCAUUUGAUGCUCAGGAAAUACCUGAUGGGGCUGUGAUAUGUGAAGACGUAAUUGAGAAUGGAGAGCAUUUUCAGCAAUGCCAGCUUGUUUGUCGUCAGGGUUACCACAAUGCAUUUGCAGACAGUAUGUAUAAGUGUGACACAAAGACUAAUCUUUGGAUAUCAGAACCACCACAUCCCCUGGCCUGCCAGAAGCUGCAGUCAUUUCAGACCAUCAAGUCACAGCUCACGUUUACACUUUUACUGCCUGCUGGAAAGACCUGUACUAGUGAAUACUCAGGGUUAUUGAAUGCAUUCCAGACUUUCAUCCUGGAUGACAUGACAGCCCAUGGUUUCUGCCAUCUACAGAUAAAUUCUGUGAAGAAUGCAGUUUCAGUCCCAGUAUGUACUGAUUCCACUGUGUCUGUUGGUUGUUUGACUGUGAACCAUUUAGGAGUGAACAUUACAUGGCAGGCUCAGCUGGAAGAUAUCCCAUCCACCUUCCUUCCUGAUUUGCAUGACAUUGAAAAUGCCUUUAUCAGUGAUAAACUGAUCCUGCGUUUUGUUAACCAGAUAAGGAGUGGAUCUUAUCAGCUCAACUUAGAUGGCAAAACCUUUCCAGCAGACACAUCUGUAGCCUUUAUACAUGAUGAGGAGUUUGUCAUCUCGCCCUUAGUUUGGCUUGGUUGUUAUGAAGGAUUUCGUAAAGUUUCAGUAUUUCAGAAGAGCCUGGAUAAUAUUAGGGGCUGUAGUGUUUGCCCACCAGGCAGUUACUUUCAGAAGAAUGAAUGUGUGAAAUGUAAACGUGGAUCUUAUCAAGAUGCAUCAGGAAGACGUUCUUGCCAUAGGUGCCCUUUGGGAAAAAACACGGUUUCUACUGGAGCAUUUAGUAGUACCCAAUGUGCCACUGACUGUCAGCUUAAUAAUAAAGGACUGAAGUGUGAUGAGGAAGGACAGUACCUACCUGCGCAAUACAAUGCUACAAGUCAGAAGUCAUUCUGUGUCAGCAUGGAUGGAGAGAAAGUGAACUGGACAGAAACAACAGAUUCCCUUAGUGACUCUCAGUGUUUGUUGCUAAGAAAGUUUGAAAUUGUUACUCAGUCUCAAUUUACAGUCAAUGCAGAAGGUGUGGACAUUCAUAAAUCUAUAAAAGUGAAUUCAACUCAUGAAGCUAAGUUUCUACAGUGCAUUUCAGAAUGUUCUAAUGAGGAGGCCUGCAGUUUUCUGACAGUAUCUGGCGCAGACCCUGAAGUACAGUGUGACCUAUACAGUAAUGCUGAAGUCAACUUUCAGUGCAGCAAUGUUACAGAAGAGACACAAGGAUAUCUUCAAAAUCCAGCAGCAUUGCUAUUUCAGCACCUCAGCUGCCUGCUUAAAGUGAAGAAUGGGAACAUGGCAUUACAAGCAGUUUACAGAAAGAAAGGUUAUGCAUUUGAUACUGUUGCCCAGAAAACCUUUCUAAGGACAUCCUUUCAGAAUGCUCUUCAGGGUGUGUACAAGACAAUGGUUUUCCCAGUGACAGGCACAACCUUGACAGAUGUGCAUCAGUUCUGUCACCAAACAUGUGGCAAGGAAUCAUGCUGUGAUGGUUUUGUGCUGAGCCAGAAUAUACUCAGUGGAGGCACAAUUCUAUGUGGUCUAAUGAGCCAUCCUGAUGCUCUGCUGUGUAAUGACAAUGACUGGAACACAACUUCUCAGAUUGGUGGAGAUGGAGUGUGUAAAGGUGUGAAGUCUGAUAAAGAGAAGAAACAAUUCUCAUUCACUUUGGGAGGACAGCAAUUCACGGGCAGUUAUUCACUGCUAUCAGAAAGUGCAAAAGCAGUAGAGUACAGUGCUGAACUGAGCUCAGAGUUCAAGGAAAACAUUCAGAGGUCGUUCAUUACCUUUCAGAGAGUGCACCUGUGGAAAGAUUCUGAUAUGGACAUUCGGGUCAAGUCUUCUUCAGAAUGUUUUCAAAGUGCUCGUCAAGAUCAAGGAAGCCUGAUAUCAGAUUCUGCUAGAGAGGAGUUCUUCUCUGUCGACAGAAGCAACAUUGAGAUUGACCACAAUGUAUCUCUGCCAAGCCUACGUUAUUGGCUCUUUAAACAUGAGUACUCCAACCAUCAGGCACAACUCUGGUGCCAAACACGUUGUGAAGAAGAAGAAUUCUGUAAUGUUGUAGAUUUACAAGACAGAGGCAACCUGCAUUUUGUCUGCAUACUAUAUCCAGACACGCAGCAAUGUGGUACGUCGAACAUGUCACUUCCACAGAAAUGUGGCCUUAUACUGCCAGAACAACCUGAAAUGGUCUACAAGAAGAGAGUUGCCUUAGAAGGAAAAGUAAAGAACUUUUAUAAUCGACUUCCAUUCCAAAAGUUAAACGGAGUCGUAGUGAGAAGUGUGAUAAACAUGACUGGAAAGGACGUGUCUGAUGGAUAUUUUCAAUGUGAAAGGCACUGUGAUGAAGAUUCAUGCUGUAAAGGAUUUGAAUUCUUGAAGAAUUCAAAAUCUUCAGAUGAACAGGUGCUCUGCUUAACUCUGAGUAGUCUGGGAGUGGAAACCUGCAAUGAGGAUCCAACAAGUCGAUGGCAUGUUCUAGACUGUACUACAGGAGAUAGUGAUUCUAAAAUGUAUCCGUUUGGUUGGUACCAGAAGCCUGUAAACCAGUGGAAUCCGAACCCAAGCAUGUGUCCAGCAGUACAUUUGCCUCCUCUGCCUAAGAAAGUUUCCUUGGAUAACUGGACUCCUAUAGACAUGUCUUCCACCAUGGUUGAUUCAUCCCUCUCACAGUUUGAUAUUGUUCACAUAAGUGCUGAUAUGGGCCAAGACUUCAAUUCCAGCAGGGACUGGUGCCUAGCAGCAUGUUCUUCACACCGCACCUGUACUGUGGUUACUGUUGAACUACAGCAUGCAGCAACACGAUGCAUGUUUUAUCCAGACACCCAAAGCUGCAGGUCAUCCUUGGAAGGUCAGAGGUGUCAGCUUUUAAUCAAAGAGCCAGCUACUCAUAUCUACCGUUUGCAAGCAGUUGUAAAGUCCUGUUUGGAUCGCUGUGGUAACUAUCAGCCAGGUGAAGCCUGCCAGUGCAAUGUGAAGUGUGCAGAUUAUGCUGACUGCUGUCCUGAUUUCCAUAUUUGUAUUGACCCAUCUCUGUCUCAUACACAGCCACAUUUAACAUCUGUUUAUAUUCCAACACAUGGAACUUUGCUUGGUCUCACUCGAGCAGUCCGAGUUGGUUCAGAUUGGAAGGACAUCAAGCAGUUCCUUGGGGUACCAUAUGCAAACUCUCCAGCAGGGAUGAAAAGAUUCACUGAACCACAGCAGGUUAACUGGACAGGACUUUGGAAUGCUACCUUCAGUCGGCCAAGCUGUUUGCAGCCAGGUGAUGGAAAAGCCCAGUAUUCCACCGUAGGUGAAGACUGCCUUUACCUUAAUAUAUACAUCCCAAAGAAUAUUGGAGGGAAUUUGUCCUCUUUGGUAUUUUUCCACAACAGUGCUGGUGACUACAGAAACAAAGAACAAAACCUAAUAGAUGGUUCUUACCUGGCUGCAGUUGGAAAUAUCAUCGUUGCAAUUGCAAACUACCGAGUUGGAGUUUUCGGUUUUCUUAGCACUGGUUCAGAUGUUGCGAGUGGAAACUGGGGUCUCCUGGACCAAGCAGCUGCUUUGAAAUGGGUGGAGAAAAACAUUGCCAGCUUUGGUGGGGAUAACCAAGACGUCACUGUAGCUGCAGAUGGCAGUGGUGCCGAUGUCACCAGCCUACAUCUCCUUGUACCAACUUCCGUGGAUCUUUUCAAGAGAGUGAUAUUAAUGGGUGGUUCCAUAUUUUCCCCAGUGGCUGUUAAGAGUAAGAUAGCAGCAAUGAAGCAAGCUGUUGUUUUGGCUGAAGAACUGGGAUGUUCCUCCUCGAGUGAAGCCGAUCUUAUAUCAUGUCUACGAGAUGUGCCCGCUCUAACUCUUAAUACUGCUCAGACUAAGUUACUUGCAGUUAGUGGACCCUUUCAGUCUUGGGGACCAGUUGUUGAUGAUGUCAGCAUACAAAGAACUCUUAAAUCAGCUCUACAGAAACUGAAAUUUUCAAAAGUGGACCUACUCCUUGGCAGUACAGCCCAAGAUGGACUUGUUAGCAGGGCAAAAGCCAUUAAGAAAUUUGAAGAGAGCCAAGGAAGAAAUGACAGUAAGCUUGCAUUUUAUCAAGCCCUUCAGAAUUCCUUUGGAGGAGAAAGUAGCAAUAUACUCGUCAAAGAUGCUGUCACUUGGUUUUAUUCUCUACAACACUCAGAGUCAGAGUAUUCAAGGUUUUCCAGAGCUUUGGAGAAUGCAACACGUGAUCAUUUCAUCAUUUGCCCAGUUGUGAAGAUGGCUGCCCAUUGGGCUGAGUCCUCCAACGCUAAUACCUUCAUGUACCAUGUUCCAGACAGUAUUUCCCAAAACAGUUUGGAUUUGAGCCUACCUUUUGAUGUGCAGUCUGUAUUUGGGCUUCCCCUUCAUCCACAGACAGAAGAGCUGUUCAGUGAAGAAGAAAAAACUAUUUCUCUGAAUAUUAUGCAGUACCUGUCUAAUUUUAUCAAAUCUGGGAAUCCCAACUAUCCUUUAACUUAUUCUAGAACAUCUUUGGGUGAAUCACUUCCACCAUGGCCUAGGUUCCUGCCACAUUCUGGUGGAGACAACUACAAAGAAUUUAGUGCUGGAUUUCCAAAUUACAAAGGAUUAAAGGCAGGGGUAUGCUCCUUCUGGUCUGAUUAUAUCCCUGCACUUCAGAUAUCAGCAAGUAAAUUAUCUUCUCAAAUGAUGCCAGAAGAAGGAGAAGAUGGCACCGCAGAUAUUUCAUCUUCUGAGUUGUCAAGUGUGUUAUCUACAGUACAGAACCAAACAAAAAACAUGAAUGUAAACAUGAAAGAUGACAAGGAGACAUACAACUAAACUAUUUGUUUUGUCAAUAAUUAGUCUCAACAUAACUACGUUUAAAUUCAAAUUUGAACUUACAGUUUGAAAUCAUUUUCCAGUCUUGACUUCCUUACUUGUCUGAGAGAAGUUUCUUGCCUUAUUUCCCUUUAGAAUUUGUAUCAAGUAAUAUUUCUUAAUGUAUGGUAAACAUUCAUGAAACAUUAAAUUUGGUCUGCAACAGCAAAUGGUUAUUAAAUUAGUAUUAUGGUGUAAACGUUGUUUAACUGUACUUUUAUCAUCUGUGAUUUACUUUUAGUAGAGCUGCAGUUUGAUGAGUAGAGACACAUCUGUUAAAAUGAUUUUUUUGUGCAGAGAUAUGUUAAAACUACACAUGUUCAAAUGCUGCUGCCCUAUUUUUUAAGGGAUCCACACACCUGGAAUGCAAUACAACUGUGGUCAGAGAACAUAUCUGUAAUAAGAUUGGUGUUUAAGAAGUAUUUUGUGUAGCUGACACUGUAAUCUGAAUGUUUCAAUAAAGAAA